UGAUAAUUCAUGGGAGGAAGGGAGGGAAGGAGAGGCCAGGCAUAUACACUGGCUGACCUAGACUUACUGGUCAAGACCAAGGCACUAAGAGAUAAAAGCUAUGUUGUGGGGCUGGGCCAGGCAGGUAGGCCAGGCUAAGGGCAGUGGGGGAAUGGGCCCCAUGCCCUGUAGAAGGCUCACUCUGGGUACUGGCACCUGCCAGGACAUGUUCCUCAUGAGCCAGCACCACAAAACCACCAUGUUCACAGAUGCCAAGAAGUCGGACACUGGGUACGAGCUGAAGUGCAUCGUUGAGAGAAUCCUUAUGGUGCCCGAAGAGUAGAGGCUGUCCAAGGAUGAGCAGUUUCUGGAUGAUGGCAAAAUGCUGGGCGAGUGUGGCUUUACCAGCCAGAUAGCAAGGCCACAGGCCCCAGCCAUAGUGGGGCUGGCCUUCUGGGAAGACAACACCUUUGAAACCCUGAACACUGAGCCCUUCUCUAGCCUGCCAGAGCAUUCAGACGUGACAAAACCUCAGAACCCUGGAGGCAGUACCAACAAACAAGCUGUGCAGUGAGGG
Molecule: messenger RNA, 556 nt
Organism: Fukomys damarensis (Damara mole-rat)
Lineage: Eukaryota; Metazoa; Chordata; Mammalia; Rodentia; Bathyergidae
Product: elongin-B-like
Biological process (GO): transcription elongation by RNA polymerase II
Cellular component (GO): VCB complex; elongin complex
Source: RefSeq, a predicted model, not a curated record